This is a messenger RNA of Coturnix japonica (Japanese quail), 1694 nucleotides long. NCBI's taxonomy places the organism in Eukaryota, Metazoa, Chordata, Aves, Galliformes, Phasianidae. The record is from RefSeq and is a predicted model, not a curated record.
UUUUGACCUGGGCCAAUGAUCAUGGCUUUGGUGUUUGUUCUCGCAUUGUUGGUGCGGGCGCUAAGUGUCAGUGUCAAUACUGAUGUGCUCAUGCUCGAGAACGUGCAGCGGCGCGAGGUUGAUCUGCAAAAGCACAUGAUACCUCCGCAGCACGAGAUUGAGCAGAGGAAUGAGCAGCAGAGCUGGGUGGACAUGUCAUCUCUGCUCUUUGCUCUGCUGGAUUACUGGAAGAUCUGGUUCAAUGUGGGGCUGAUUCUGUUGCUCCUUUGGAACAUGUUGCAGUCCAUACAAAUGAGCCAGCAUGAUGAAAGCAGCAGUGAAAAUGACAGCUCCAGUGGCGAGGAGGAGGCAUCGGGGGCGGAGCAAGAGGAAGAGGAAGAGGUGGAAGAGGAGGAACAGGAGGAACAUCAGGAGGAACAGGUGGAACAGCAGGUGCAGGAGGAACAGCAGGUGCAGGAGGAACAGGAACGGGUGCAGGAGGAACAGGAACAGGAAGAAGAGGAGGAUGACGAGGAAGAAGACUUCAAAGAUUCAGCACUGACAAAAUUUCUCACAAGGCGUGCCCUGGAAAAGGUGGAAGGAAGGGCCACCAGGUGCCCUAUAGUGGAGGAGCUGAUGAACGAGCUCGUGCAGACCUUCAGAUUCAUCUGGUCCAACAGCUUCUUCCCGGUGCUGCAGCCCGCCAUUGGGGUGGGCAGUGCCUUUGAAGGCUGGAGUCCCCGGGAGUGGGACAAUGUGUACUGCCUGCUCGUGCCCAUAGAGCCUCCCCCCGGGCACACCUUCCUCCUGGAGCUGGGAGAUGAAGGGCACGGGCUGGCAAGGAACUCCCGCGUCCGCGUGGAGCUUCAGUGCAUGUGCCAAAGGGAGAAGCAGCUGGGGAAUGUGCUGUGCUUCCUCCACCACCAUGAGGAAGAGCUGAGCCAAAAUCAGGACCCCAGCCUGCUACAGACUCUCUGCACUGACUCCUACCUGGAUGUGGAGAGAACUGUCACCUGGUUCACCGCACAGGUGGCAGCAAUCUGGAAGACCACCCACCACGCGCACGCCUACAGCCUGAAGGUGCUGCCUUCCAGACGCUCCUGCAAGCUCCAGCUGACAGAAGCCUACAGCGGGGAAAAAGUCCUCGUCGAGCUGCUGUUCGGGGUGCAGCAAGAAUACUCGGACAUCUACCUGACCAGCCAGAACACAGACGCCGGCUUUACGCCCAGCACAACAUGGCCACAGAGCUGCGCUGUGGCAGAAAAGAAGUUCUUCCAGCACACGGCCAGGAGUACCGGACAGGACAGCUCCCACCUGCACUGCCUGACGUUGCUUGCCAGCAUCUUAGUGGGCAUGGGCUUUUCCACCUAUGUCAUCAAGACUCUUGUCCUCCACAGUUUGGCCAUCAUCCCUUUGAAGAAGUGGCGCAGGAAGUAUUUCCUGAAUCGGAUGGAGAAUCUCCUGCGGUACCUGCGCUUCUGCCUGGAUGAGAAAUGCCUGAACCACUUCUUCCUGCAGCAAGUCGGUGCACAGCACGAUGUCCUGCCGCAGUCCUUCCGAUCCGCCAAGCCGCUCAACCUCUUCCAGCACCUGGAGGAGGACCCGGACGCCCACUCCAUAGCGCUGCGUGAGUUCAGGGAGCUGAGAGAUCGCUACAUCAGACUGCUGCUGUUCGGACGCUGAGAGAGACCUUUGUCCGAACCCUUCUCUUGUUU